UUAAAAAUGACAAUGACCUUUAGGCUAUUGUCUCUCGCCGUCGCGGCUUUGGCGGUAACCGCCGUAUUCGCCGCCGAUCCUCCAUCACCUGCCGGCGCGCCAAAAUCUAAUGGCGAUAAGAGCUCAACCUCACCUUCCCCCGCUGCCACGGGUUCACCAAAAUCAGCUGCUGCGGGUUCACCAAAAUCAACCGCAUCCGCCCCAACCUCGCCGCCAACGGCUUCUGCUCCGAGUCCGACCACCGCCACUCCCAGCUCUUCACCAUCUUCAAGUGGUAGCCCAGCAACGCCUCCUAAAUCUUCUUCGACCAAAUCCCCGGCUUCAAGCCCCGCCUCAAGCUCAGGCGAUAACUCCGAAGGUCCCACCAGCUCGUCCGAAGGACCCACUAGCUCAUCCGAAGGUCCCACCAGCUCGUCUGACUCACCCUCCACCUCGUCUCCACCAGGUCCGACACCAGACAUGUCUCCGUCGUCGUCCACGGACGAAGGAAACACCAGCGACGGCCCUGGAGCUUCAGCUCCCACGGGAAGAGCCUCGUCGAUUCAGAUCUCAGUCUCCGGAUCUGCUCUCGCCGCCGUUGCAUGGUUCUGCUUUGUAUGA
Brassica oleracea var. oleracea is the source of this 600-nucleotide messenger RNA. RefSeq names its product putative protein TPRXL. Lineage: Eukaryota; Viridiplantae; Streptophyta; Magnoliopsida; Brassicales; Brassicaceae. The transcript has a single exon. The record is from RefSeq and is a predicted model, not a curated record. Bases 7 to 600 code for a protein of 197 amino acids.